Molecule: messenger RNA, 5227 nt
Organism: Coregonus clupeaformis (lake whitefish)
Lineage: Eukaryota; Metazoa; Chordata; Actinopteri; Salmoniformes; Salmonidae
Product: glutamate receptor ionotropic, delta-1
Exons: 16
Coding region: 286-3336 (1016 amino acids)
Biological process (GO): modulation of chemical synaptic transmission; synaptic transmission, glutamatergic; monoatomic ion transport
Cellular component (GO): plasma membrane; postsynaptic membrane
Molecular function (GO): transmitter-gated monoatomic ion channel activity involved in regulation of postsynaptic membrane potential; glutamate-gated receptor activity
Source: RefSeq, a predicted model, not a curated record
CUCCGCCAGCGCUGGAUAGAGCGAGAGCCGCAGAGCGCGCUCGAUUCUCAGCCUUCCUUACCGAAAAGCCAAGUAUUUCCCUGCCUUUUCUGCCCAACCGCCACCUACCUUGCACUUACUUCUUCUCUAACCCCCAGGAAACCCCUUGACAUUUUUCCUCCUUCCUUAUAGUUUUGUUCUCGGCUUUUAUUCGCAAUCUGAACAACUGGUUUAUGGACUGUUGCUCAUUUGGAUUUGUCCGACAUACGAGGGACCGUGGAUGAGCUGCUUUCGCCAAAACCGGAGAUGGAAUUGCUGAUUAUAUUCCUUUCCUUAUGGAUAUUGCAAUGCAAUUCAGUGGCGAGCGCGGACUCCAUCAUUCACAUCGGUGCCAUAUUCGAGGAGAACGCAGUGAGGGAUGACGAGGUUUUCCAGCUGGCGAUCUCAGACCUCAGUCUCAACGACGACAUUUUGCAGAGCGAGAAAAUCACACACUCCAUCAAACUUGUCGAGGCGAACAACCCUUUCCAGGCGGUCCAGGAAGCCUGUGAGCUGAUGACCCAGGGCAUCCUGGCUCUGGUCACCUCUACGGGCUGUGCCUCGGCCAGCGCCCUCCAAUCCCUGACGGACGCCAUGCACAUCCCGCACCUGUACGUCCAGCGCAGCGGUGAGGGCUCUCCACGCACCGCCUGCCAGCUCAAUCCCAGUCCUGACGGACAGCGCUACACCCUAGCAGCGCGCCCGCCCGUCCACCUCAACGAAGUCAUGCUCACGCUGGUCGGCGAGCUGCGCUGGCAGAAGUUCAUUGUCUUUUAUGACAAUGAGUACGAUAUCCGUGGCCUACAGAGUUUCCUGGACCAGACUUCUCGACAGGGGCUGGACGUGUCUUUACAGAGACUGGACAGGAACAUCAGUAAGGUCUUCUCGAACCUCUUCAACACCAUGAGGACAGAGGAGCUCAACCGCUACAGGGACACGCUGAGACGGGCCAUCCUACUGCUCAGCCCCCGAGGAGCAGAGGCCUUCAUCCAACAGGCUGUUGAAACCAACCUGGCUUCCAAGGACAGUCACUGGGUGUUUGUCAAUGAGGAGAUCAGUGACACAGAGAUAAUGGAGCUGGCCCACAGUGCUUUGGGGAGGAUGACAGUUAUUCGUCAGAUCUUUCCUCUGUGGAGGGACAGCAACGUGCGCUGCAUGAGGAACAACCACCGCAUCUCCUCCCUGCUCUGUGACCCCCAGGAAGGAUACCUACAGUCACUGGAGGUGUCCAACCUGUACCUGUAUGACAGCGUGCUGGCGCUGGCCAAUGCCUUCCACAGGAAGUUGGUGGACAGGAAGUGGCACAGCAUGGCCAGUCUCAACUGCAUCAAGAAGUCCACCAAGCCUUGGAACGGAGGCUGGUCCAUGCUGGAGAACAUCCAGAUGGGACACAUCACAGGUCUCACAGGAACGAUGGAUUUCAAAGCAAAUGGAUCCAAUUCUCAUGUCCAGUUUGAAAUUCUGGGCACCAGCUUCAGCGAGACGUUUGGAAAAGAUGUGAAAAGGCUGGCUACGUGGGACUCAGUCCAUGGUCUGAAUGGCAGCCUGAAGGAGAGUCGCAUUGAGAAUGGCAUGCAAGGAGUGACGGUCAAAGUAGUAACACUACUGGAGGAUCCCUUUGUCAUGGUGGCUGAGAACAUUCUUGGUCAGCCCAAGCGGUACAAAGGCUUCUCCAUCGACGUGCUCGAUGCCUUGGCAAAGAUCCUGGGCUUCAAGUACGAGAUCUACCAGGUCGCUGACAGCAAGUACGGCUCGCAGCUGCCUAAUGGCUCCUGGAAUGGAAUGAUCGGGGAGCUUAUAAACAAAAGAGCUGAUCUGGCCGUGUCAGCCAUUACCAUCACUCCAGAGCGGGAGAGUGCGGUGGACUUCAGUAAGCGCUACAUGGACUACUCUGUGGGGAUCUUGCUGAGGAAACCAGAGGAGAAGAUAAACAUCUUCUCGCUGUUCGCUCCGUUUGACCUGGCCGUGUGGGGGUGUAUCGCUGCAGCCAUUCCCGUGGUGGGAGUUCUCAUCUUCCUGCUAAGCAGGAUGCAGGCACUGAGGACCCAGAAUCCUCCAGUGCCACACCAGCAGCCCGCCACCCAGGCGUCCAACUCCCUGCACAGUGCUAUCUGGAUAGUCUAUGGAGCCUUUGUACAGCAAGGAGGGGACAGUGUGGUGAGCUCUGUGGCCCUGAGGAUCGUCAUGGGCAGCUGGUGGCUCUUCACCCUCAUCGUAUGUUCCUCCUACACGGCCAACCUGGCAGCCUACCUCACCGUCUCCCGCAUGGACAACAACGUACGAACAUUCCAGGACCUGUCCAGGCAGAUGGAUGUGUCCUACGGCACUGUGAGAGACUCGGCCGUCUAUGAAUACUUCAAGAACAAGGGCACCAACCCUCUAGAGCAGGACAGCACAUACGCAGAGCUGUGGAGGACCAUCAGCAAGAACAACGGCCAUGACUACUCUGUGUCCAGUCCCUCAGAGGGCAUCCGCAAGGCGAAGAAGGGCCCGUAUGCCUUCCUAUGGGACAUGGCUGUGGUGGAGUACGCCGCACUGACGGAUGAUGACUGCACCAUCACCGUCACAGGAAACAGCAUGAGCAGCAAAGGCUACGGCAUCGCCAUGCAGCAUGGGAGUCCAUACAGAGACCUCUUCUCCCAGAAGAUCCUGGAGUUGCAGGAAAAAGGGGACCUGGACAUCCUGAAGCAGAAGUGGUGGCCGCGUACAGGCCGCUGUGACCUCAACAGCCACUCCAAUGCCACGCCCGACGGGAGGUCCCUGAAGCUGCACAGCUUCGCCGGGGUCUUCUGUGUCCUGGCCGCCGGACUGCUGCUGGCCUGCCUGGUUGCCGGCCUGGAGAUGUGGUGGAACAGCAACCGCUGCGGGCAAGAGCAGCCCAAAGAGGACAAGGAGGUGAAUCUGGAACAGGUGCAUCGGCGUAUGAACAGUCUUAUGGACGAGGACAUGGCGCACAAGCAGAUCCCUGGCCCGUCUAUCGAGAUCUCUGCGCUGGACAUCGACAGCAUGCAGCCCAGCCGGCAGCUGGAGUCUGUGCGGGACUACCCGGGCACGGGCCUGUCUGUGAGCACCUAUCUCCCGGGGGAGGGCCAUGGGGGGGGCCUGGGUCGGACACUAGCUCAGGGCCCUGGCAGCACACUCCACCACCACCCCCCCAGCAGCUCCACCAUCCCCUCCAUUCAGUGCAAACACAGAGCUCCCAACGGGGGGCUGUUCCGACUGAGUCCCGCCAAGACACCCAUGCCAAUGUCAUACCAGGGAGUUCCCGGAGGACCCAUCCCAGAAGCCAUUGAGCCCACCCACAGUACAUCCAUCUGAUGGUGCCUCAACGUCACAUCUCCUACCCCUCACCUGAUUUUUGUGGGGUAUUAUUGGGGGGAAAAAAUAAAAUAAAAAUAAAAAUAGGGAAAGUGUACAAACAAGAGAAAUAAGAGAUUUUUAUUACCUGUUGAACAACUGACGUCAAAGGAACAGCAAUUUUUUCUUGUAUAUAUUUGUAAAUACUGAGAGAACGAAGUGAAGUAAAAGUGUAUUUUGAAUAUUCUCAAUUUUUGAAGUUGAGUUAUAAAAAAACAAAAUAAGAUUAAAAAAAACAAAAAGAUAAAAAAAUGACUGUUUGAAUGGCUUUGUAAAUGUUGUUCUAUAUGAAUAAUAACGCAAAUUAAUUGUGAUUGUUUUCUAAGUGCCGAAAUAAUGUCUCUCCACAGUUCAUUCUUAGAUUACCAUGCACCAUAGGACAUAAUGUGGAACACCAUCUGUUUUGCACCUCUUUAACAACCUUAUACUUCAGUAUCAGAUGAGAAUAUUCCAAAUAGAUGGAUUCAUUUUGUUUGUAAGACAUAUAUACAUUUGUCAAAAAAACUUCUUUUUUUCUACCUUAAAGUCUUGGUGAAUCAUUGAUUAAGGCUGAAACUGAAAUAAACAUUGUUUCUCAUGAGUUCUACAGAUUUAUGAAAUUAAUGGUAUUUCAUAGAGCUCAAUUUCAGCCCUAUGCUAUCAAAGGAAAAGGGAGAUACAGUCUCAGUCAGCCCCCAACAGCAAAGAAAGGCAGGCCUAGUGGUACUAGUGACGUGUACAGUAUAACAUCAGCCACAUUAGGGGAAUGUUCCAAGGGAACCUUUAACUGACAGAAAUCAUGACUGAAUCAUGUCCCUUCUAGUGUAUGCUACAUGUUUCCUUGAUUGAGUGGGAGGGAUGUUUAAAACAAAACUUGUAUUUUUACAUUUAACAAAAAAAGGCUCAUUUUAGGAAAAGAUAUAUGCAUUCAUUUUGUACUUAAGGAUUUAUUAUUGAAAAGCUGUAUACAGGUUGUCUCCUUUCAGAGCAGUGAAGUCAUUUGAACUGCAGAGGGAGAAAAGUAGAUAUAUAAUAUGGUUAUAUCUCAUAUUUAUCAUUUGUAAUAGAGUAAUUAUCACCAAGGAAGAUGGAAGAUAAAGGAGUGAUAUCAAAAUUAUGAACUAUUAGUGUUGGUAAUAGCAGUUCAGGUGGCAUAUCCUAAUGUCUAAAUACUGAUGGAGCACUGUUCAUAAAACACAUUUUCCCAUCAAUUAACCUGGGCACUUUACAGAGCAGCAGUUUAUAUCACAUUUACAACUGAAGAUGAACUGCAAAACUUUACCAAGACUUUCAUAAGUGCAAUUAAAAUGCAAUUAUGUCCUGCAGUAUACUUCCUGUUUCUGUUUAUUUCCUUUAGCCUGUCAUACUGGAAAACUCAUUGCCAGGAAGUGAGAUAGUGAAUGUCAGUCUCAGUGGAUAUAUUGUGUUGUCGUUCGUCACAUCCUGUAUGCACAAUACAACGUGUACCAGGAGUACUGAUAGGUGAUCUAUACUCAUACUGUUAAAAAGGUUUUCAUUUACUGGAUUAUCCUUACCUCUUGGAAAAUGUAACCAAUUGCCACGCAGAACCUUUGAGGGAAAGCAAAGAACAAUAAUUAAGUGAUGUCAUGAGAAUAAACAGAACUACCAUACCUCAAAGUGAGAGAAUCAUGUUUCGCAUCACCCGUUCUCCGCUCAUGCUUUUCAAACAAAAUUGGCGAGGUUGUAAGCCUGUAUAUUUUGUACAAGUAGUUAAUAAUGUGAACCAAAGUGAUCUCAUUUUACACUGUGUUCUGCAUACAACCUGUGGCUCUAAUCAGCUAACAGUGGUGAAAAGGAAGUCGCACGUUACUGUACUGUAAGGGUUUAGUGUGUUUCACUGCCUUACUGUAUA